ACUUCACCAGCACUGUGCUUUCCCAAACGGUGCUCAUUUGACACUUCUUCAUUCAGGACUGCAGGUCGUAUUCAUCAUUCCCCUUGUCUCAGAGUCAAGUCUUUGUACGGUUGGGAACGUACGGGAAUCCUCGCAAUGACCGGUCAUCGUUGGGGAUACGGAGAAGCGAACGGCCCCUCCGAAUGGCACAAAGAUUACCCCAUCGCCCAGGGCAAUCGGCAGUCGCCCAUCGACAUUGUUCCCACGGAGACGGUGUACGACCCCAACCUGCCCCCCAUUACGCUCUCGUACGACCUCUGCACCUCGAUUGGCAUCUCUAACAACGGCCACUCCGUGGUGGUGGAGUUCGAGGACGUGGAUGACAAAGCAGUGAUCCGGGGAGGCCCCCUGCAGAAUCCAUACCGGCUGAAGCAGUUCCACUUCCACUGGGGUGGGAAGGGCUGCCAGGGGUCUGAACACACGGUGAACGGGAAGACCUACGCAUCCGAGCUUCACCUGGUCCACUGGAACGCUGCCAGGUACAAGUCCUUUGGUGAGGCCGCCUCGGCCCCCGACGGCCUCGCUGUCCUUGGUGUCUUUUUAGAGACAGGUGACGAGCACAGAGGUUUACACAAGAUAACAGACGCAUUGUAUAUGGUCAAGUUCAAGGGAAGCGGGGUGGACUUCAAGGGCUUCAACCCAGCCUGCCUGCUGCCCUACAGCCUGAAAUACUGGACGUACCCGGGCUCGCUAACCACUCCUCCUCUGCACGAGAGCGUCACCUGGAUCGUCUUGAAGGAGCCCAUCUCCGUGUCGGAAAAGCAGAUGGCAAAGUUCCGAAUGGUGUUGUUCACCGAAGAGGAGGAAGAUAAGAAACGAAUGGAGAACAACUUCCGUCCCCCUCAGCCUCUAAAGGGCAGGAAGGUGAAUGCCUCCUUCAACUGACACACCACCUGACAAAAGGGGACCUUUCCCAGUCGUCUAUUCCACGCCACAGAGAAAAUCACAAUUCAUCAUCGAAGCUAACCACCCCUCUCCGACCCCAGCAUCGCUUUUCCAUGAAGUUCUGUAGCUCUGCCUUUGCCCAGUGUGAGCUGAGGCUUCAGUAAGAACAUUCCAUUGCCACCUCUUAAUAUGAACAUUGCCCCCUGUUGGUCACCCAACACUGUUAACCCGUUCCAAAGACUCUCGCUCAAUCUUAAAUUCAGUAACAGCGUUCACCUCGGACACAGCCUCAUAGUAGUGUACAACAAAACUGAUGCAUCAUAUCUAGAGAACAAUGCCUUCAGAGUGUGUCCUAUCCAAACAGUCUGUUUUCAUUCUUCCUAUAACGAGCAGCGUGAAGUCUGUUCCAUACUUCUGCCACAAUCAAUCACAUUCAAGGUCAAUAAUGCAGCACAUUUAUUGCAGUACGUGAGCACACAACACAGGCACAAAAAAAACACAGUGAAGGUCAUUUUCAGAACCACUGCUGCUGCUCACCAGCAUAGACCUGGCGUGAUUUGAUUACGGGUGUGUAUUUCGGAGGACUGGGUUAUUUCAAAGAUCCCCACCUUUGUCUGAAAAGCAGAAGGCUGUUUUUUUCUGUACCCAUUCUCAAGCGCUUGUGUUGUGGCAGAUGCCACCAUUUUCUGCCUGCCUGGUAGAAUGUUAAAUCCUGUCCUCAGGUAAUAUUGCCGAGGAGGGCUUUUUCCAAUGCUCUGUCAUGUACAACCUGCUUUUUUAGUUGUUAAUGAGUUGGAUAAAUCUCAGAACCGUUUGACUCAAACUAGGUGCUUGGGCUUCAUACCAACAAUAUGAGAAAAGAACAGACAUAUUGUUGACUGAUGCUCUGAGUAGCACGCAUAUUUACAUUCCUGUCAGAGGCCUUUCCUGUCAUUGAACUGAGUGGAAUAUUAUGGAUUAUUUUUUAAUCAUUUUAACCAGGGGACCUUUUUUGAUCAUAGGGAAAUGCACCUUCUUGUUCUUUACACAGCAAAAGGCCUGUCUUAACAAAUGUUUUAGUCUUGUAAUGAGACUGAAAAUCGUAUUAGCUUUAGUUGAAAUCGUCCUACACCAUUCACAAAUCACACAUAUCACAAUUCAUAUAAAUAAGAUUUUAAGUCUUAAUAUAAAACUAAUUUUUUUUUUUUUGCAGUGUAAGAAAAAAAAGUUUAAUUGUGAAAUUUAAGAAUUAUAUUUUCAUACACACACACACAUGCACAUGCACGCACACAUGCAGGCACGUAUGCACACACACAAGCGCACACAUACACACACAGGCACACACACACAGGCAGGCACACACACAUACAUACACACACACACGCACACACACACAACACAUGCACACACACACGUGCGCGCGCACACACACACACACACACACACACACACACACACACUCCCUCUUCAGGUGAGGGCUGGACUGAUACAUGCAUUCCCAGACUAGCUGCAGCUUCCUAGAAUUAUGGAUUCCUCCUCCAGGCUUAAAUUCCUAAUGGGGUUAUUGGCAUCUCGGCUUGACUUAUGUGCGCUCUGUGACUCAAUGUUCCAUAUUAAAAGAGACAUUGCCUUUAAAAAAUGGGAGGAUGGUGGUGAGCAACUUGUUCUAUUUUCUCACGCAGGCAUUGCGUUUAGAAUUAAUUCUGGACAUGAAAUUGUUGUAUAAAGUGUGCAAAUCUAUUUAUAAAAUGUUUUACAUAAUUGUAUGGAAUUCAGGUGUUUGUGCUGGUUUUAUUAAAUUAAGGGAACAUAAAUAUUGUAUUAUUAAAACAGGCCUUCAUCAUUCACUGCAAUAAAACAAAACUUGAGAAUGUGCUUUGUGAUACGCAAUGAAUACAUAAAGUGCAUUAAUAUGACAAAUUAAUAUUUUAUUCAACCUUGCAAUUAAUUUCUUCUGAUAAUGCAUCCCAUUCUAAAGCGGAAUAAAUUGUAUUUUUAAAGAAAAAUGAACUAACUAAUGCUGCUUACAUUAGAUUUACCUCCACUGCAAUAAAAUACAUUUUCUGAACUCUGAA
Conger conger (European conger) is the source of this 2978-nucleotide messenger RNA. Its product is annotated as carbonic anhydrase 7-like. The coding region runs from base 136 to 924 and encodes 262 amino acids. The record is from RefSeq and is a predicted model, not a curated record. Gene Ontology annotation, biological process: regulation of intracellular pH. Lineage: Eukaryota; Metazoa; Chordata; Actinopteri; Anguilliformes; Congridae. Gene Ontology annotation, cellular component: cytoplasm. Gene Ontology annotation, molecular function: carbonate dehydratase activity; zinc ion binding. The transcript is spliced from 7 exons.